Durusdinium trenchii is the source of this 897-nucleotide messenger RNA. Lineage: Eukaryota; Dinophyceae; Suessiales; Symbiodiniaceae. The record is from the annotation of a GenBank genome assembly.
AUGCGUCCAUUAACGUUCGCGUCCGAUCGUUCUCCGACGGCUGCGAGACAUGCUUCCAAAGCAUGGCCAUGGCUCUCUCGCCGCUUCGGCGCUGUCCGACCUGCUAUAUGUGUCCUUCGCAUCGAAAGGGGAGGUGAUCCAUCUUCACUCCCCACCACGAUCGAACCCGAUCCCCGGCACCGACCUGCUGAGCAGCACCAGCCAGCUUCUCUGGUUCAGGCCUAUCACAAGCAGGCUCGAGAGAAGCAUCCGGACAAGGGUGGAGACCCCGAUGAGUUCAAGGAAGUGAAUCGAGCCUUCGAGGUGCUGAGCGAUGACGAGAAGCGGCGGAGAUAUGAUCACACCGGCGAGGAAGGGCUGGAGCACGUGGCCUGGGUGGCAUUCGGUCUCACCGCGUGGUCCGGACUCUUGGUUAACCAACGACUUAUUGGUUCAAAGCACGACCGAUGCGGCGCUCCAACGCUGCUCUCCGAUUUGCUCUCCGCCCAGGAGGAUGCGGGACAGGUGACCUUGGAAGAGCUCUACACGGGGAUCACUCGCCAGCUGCCCAUCCUGCGGAAGGUGGUGGAUGAGUCGGGCCAGUCCUGCCGAUGUGACGUUUGCGAUGGUAAGGGCGUAGCCUUGCAGGUCGUGCGGAUGGGCCCCUUCGCGCAGAAGGUGCAGCAGACCUGCGAGAAGUGCCAAGGCACUGGGCAAGCCCUUAAAAUGCGGAGCCAACGCGAGGUGUUGGAGGUCUUUGUGGAAAAGGGUUCGCCCAAUGGCCACAAGAUCAUCCUCCACGGCAAGGCCGAUGAAGCGCCCGGCUGCGAGCCGGGUGACUUGGUCGUGGUGGUGCGCGAGCAGGCAGUGGAUUUGCCUGAUAAGUGGAGGGGAGUGAAGAAGAUGGCGAAGUGGUGA